Messenger RNA from Zychaea mexicana, 2270 nucleotides. RefSeq lists its product as uncharacterized. Gene Ontology annotation, molecular function: glycosyltransferase activity. Lineage: Eukaryota; Fungi; Mucoromycota; Mucoromycetes; Mucorales; Lichtheimiaceae. The coding region runs from base 51 to 2087 and encodes 678 amino acids. The transcript has 8 exons. The record is from RefSeq and is a predicted model, not a curated record.
CUUUACUCACACAUACGUCUUUUCUCCAUCUCUUUAUACAAAACUAGAACAUGCCGCCUACACCCGAUGUGCCAACCAUCCCGACGACUCGUCGUUUCUCGCAGUAUUACGUCCCGCAGGCCGUCUAUCUCGGACUGGACGUCGAGGUCGACACCGAAACAAACACCGCGAAUUAUGCGAUUUCCGUCCACGAUGGUUCGUACACCACCGACUUUUACACCGGCGAGUUCAAGGUCAUGGCCAACAGCUCCUGCAAGAGGGAAUGUCUAGAAGAAGGUCUCCGCAAGCUGCUCCAGGUUGUCAAACAAUACUCGCUGGCGCAGCACUACAAGGUCCAGAUCAUUGCCUUGUCCAACACGCUUUAUGACGCUUAUUUCAAAAAGGGAGAAGAGCCUCCAUUGACAGCUGCGAGUGCGUUUUGGCGCGAGCUCGAUGCUAUUCCUUUCCAUAUCCGCACACAUGGUGAGACGCUCGAUGAACGUGCAAGCGCAGCUGUACGCAAGGCGGUCAUAUGGAUGUCGCCCCAGUAUCCGGGAAACAUUCCACGUGUGUGCGUUGGCUAUCGUCAUGAAGUCGAAGUUGACUUCAACGGCUUGAUUCACAUGGUUGACUUGGUCGACUAUGAGAGAACCGUAUGCAAGGACACGUGGCGUGUUCUGCAAGAAAUGGCGACCAAAUACAAAGAUCGCAACCUUAGUGUUUCGUUUUUCAAUUCGACGCCCCAAGGCGGUGGAGUUGCCCUCAUGCGCCAUGCUCUCCUGCGGCUAUACCGUCUGCUGCAUCUGGAUGUGCACUGGUUUGUGGCACGUCCCAAGCCUGAAGUGUUUGAUAUUACCAAGCGCAAGUUCCACAACGUGCUCCAAGGUGUAGCACCACCUGAUGUCAGACUGAACGAUCAUGACAAGCAGAUGUUCAUUGAUUGGUCCAACGAGAACGUCGACCGUUUCUGGUGCAAAGACGGUGGUCCUCUGCUUAAAUCGAACGUCAUUAUCAUCGACGAUCCCCAAUUGGUUGGCAUCAUUCCUCACAUUAAGAAAAUCAAUCCAAAGUGCCGCGUGAUCUUCCGUUCACACAUUGAAAUGCGUGCCGAUCUUAUCAGAGAUUACCCGGACGGUCCUCAGGCAGAAACAUGGAACUUCCUGUGGCAAUUUAUUCAGCACGCCGAUCUGUUUAUUGCGCACCCAAUGGAUAACUUUAUCCCUGACGUCGUCCCACGACGCAACGUUGUACUGAUGCCCGCUACUACUGACCCAUUGGACGGUCUCAACAAGCCGAUCGAUGGAUGGUGCACAGAGUACUACCAAUCCGUGUUCAACCGUGUCUGCAUGGAUCAGGGCGCCAACGAGGUUGACUGGUCUCGCCCUUACAUUGUCCAAGUUGCUCGGUUUGAUCCAUCCAAGGGUAUUCCAGACGUUCUCGAGUCCUAUAGAUUGCUGCGCGAAAAGCUUGCAGCCGAUGGUAUUGAUGAUUAUAAUACCCCUCAACUUAUUGUCUGUGGUCACGGCAGUGUAGACGAUCCCGAUGGCACCGUAAUUUACGAACAGACUCACCGUACGCUACUAAAGCCAGCGUUUACUGCCAUCUCUUUGGAUAUCAUUGUUGCGCGCCUUCCGCCAAACGAUCAGUUGCUAGACUUGGUAAUCAGCAAUGCACGAGUCGCCUUACAACUUUCCCACCGUGAAGGCUUUGAAGUGAAAGUCACCGAAGCUUUGCACAAGGGCGUUCCUGUAGUUGCGUAUGAAGCCGGUGGUAUUCCACUCCAAAUCCAACGUAACGUGGACGGUUUUCUGGAAAAGAUUGGGGACGUCAAGGGCGUCGCGGACCGUCUCUAUGAGCUCACUACAGACGAUGGCCUUCGCAACAAGAUGGGUGCUGCAGCCAAAAAGGCAGUGACCGAGGAAUUCUUUACUGUAUGGAAUAGCAUUGGCUGGCUCCACUUGUGUCUUGAGCUCACGAACGAAGCGGGAUUGGACAGUGGUAGUAAAGGUCUGCUCGAUGAAGAAGCCACCUUUGAGCGUAACUCUCAAGUUGGCAAUAACCGAAAGGUGUCUGAUAUGUGGAGAAAACAAUAUGGCUACACUGGAUAGACCUACGCGCUUUCAGAAGAGACGAUGACGUUCCCAUUUGCUUCUUCCUUAUUACUUAUUGUAUUAUUUCUUUCUCUUCAUCAUUACUAUCACAUACAUAUACACACAUGUGUCAAGUACAGAACAUAUCACAACGUGUUUUCUACAUUAAAAGGCUGCUUUAUAAAUUAAUCCUUUCGUUCU